AUGAUAUCAAGAAAUUUAGUAAAAGUUACCAAAUUAAACAUAAAGAAUCAGAUAACAGCAGCAGCUGCUACAUCUUUACAGGUACAACCAACUGCUGUUGGCAAUAGAAAUUACUUUUCAGUUGUAGAUAAAGAUAAAAAAAAGAAACCUAAAGUCCUUGUUCUUGGUUCAGGUUGGUCUUCUUUUGCUUUUUUAAAGAAAUUAAAUUCAAAAUAUUAUGAUAUAACAUUAAUAUCACCAAGAAAUCAUUUCUUGUUUACACCUUUAUUGGCAUCAACGACGGUUGGAACAUUGGAGUUUAGAUCGAUAGCAGAACCAAUUAGAAAGGCAAAGAAUGAUUUUGAAUUCCUUCAAGCUCAAUGCACUACGGUAGACCCAGAAACAAAGACCAUUGAAUGUACAUCAACCUUGCAUGACACCACUCCAUUUAAAUUACAGUAUGAUUAUUUGGUCAUUGGAGUUGGUGCAAGAAAUGCAACUUUUGGUAUACCAGGUGUAUCGGAACACGCCCACUUUCUCAAAGAGUUGCAUCAAGCUAGAUCCAUUCGUCAACGUAUCAUAUAUUGUUUUGAAUCUGCAUCAUUACCAGACUGUAAACCAGAGGAACGUAAAAGAUUACUUAGUACAAUCAUCGUUGGCGCUGGACCAACUGGUGUCGAGUUUGCAGCCGAACUAAAUGAUUUGGUCAUUGAAGAUAUUGCUAAACUAUUCCCCAAUGUUCCAUGCAAUGAAAUCAACAUUACUAUACUCGAAGCAUCUAAUCGUAUAUUAUCAGCAUUUGACUCUAAACUGGUAGAUACUGCGGUAAAGAGAUUUAGAACGACUGGUAUAGAUGUACGUACCAAUACAAUAGUCAAAGAGGUACUAUCUGACGAGGUAAUAUUGACAUCUGGUGAAAGAAUACCUUUUGGUCUUUUGGUUUGGAGUACUGGAAUUGGUAGUCAUCCAUUCACUGAUCGUUUACCAAUGGAAAAGGAUAAACAUGGUCGUAUCAUUGUUGAUGAUUUCCUAAGAGUUAAAAAUAUUUUCCAAAAUAAUAACAACAACAAAACAAUAGAAUCAACUUCAACCACCUCAACUAUAACUACAACCGCUACAACUAAACAACAACAACAACAAGAAAAUAUUUAUUCAUUUGGAGAUUGUGCAUCACCACAAGGUAAUAAUAAUAAUUUACCAGCAACAGCUCAGGUGGCACAACAAGAAGGAUACUACUUGGCACAACAAUUUAAUAAUCGGGCAGAAAACAAAGAAUUACAACCAUUUGUUUUCAACUUUUUGGGUAUUAUGGCAUAUAUUGGUCGUAUGAGUUCACUCUUUCAAACAAACUCUGUUCAUGCAUCUGGAUUCACUGCAUGGGUUACAUGGCGUUCAGCUUAUUUAACAAGAUUAGGUUCAAUUCGUUCUAAAUUACAAGUUCCUUUUGAUUGGGCUCGUACCUUUAUUUUUGGUAGAGAUAUUAGUAAUUUCUAG
This is a messenger RNA of Cavenderia fasciculata, 1473 nucleotides long. Its product is annotated as putative NADH dehydrogenase. Bases 1 to 1473 code for a protein of 490 amino acids. The record is from RefSeq and is a predicted model, not a curated record. Gene Ontology annotation, molecular function: NADH dehydrogenase activity. The transcript is spliced from 2 exons. Lineage: Eukaryota; Evosea; Eumycetozoa; Acytosteliales; Cavenderiaceae.